Molecule: messenger RNA, 1884 nt
Organism: Mollisia scopiformis
Lineage: Eukaryota; Fungi; Ascomycota; Leotiomycetes; Helotiales; Mollisiaceae
Exons: 5
Coding region: 312-1805 (497 amino acids)
Biological process (GO): mRNA cis splicing, via spliceosome
Cellular component (GO): precatalytic spliceosome
Molecular function (GO): RNA binding
Source: RefSeq, a predicted model, not a curated record
GGUGACUCAAUAUUUCCCUCCACAUCUCUCAUUGCUGGCUAAGUCUCAGAAAACAUCACGAAGAGAAUUCUUGGUGGGGUGGAAAAAGUGAAACAUAACCGUUACAGUUCAAUGUGUAACGGACUCAGAGAUGAUCAAAUCAAUACGCUACAGAAAACAUUCAUCAAGACGGAUGUAGGGCGCGGGCCGAUAGUUCUUCCGCGUUCUAGUCCCGAGGAGGCAUUCAAAGUAGCCUCACGCGUGAGGCUGUGAAGUUAGAGACAUCUUUGUGCAAUGCAUUUCGAUCACAAUACAUCAAAUACCGUCCCACAAUGUCUACCCCAACGAAUCCGCGCGGGCUAUCGCUUUAUGCGAAUCUUCUUGAUCCAGAUUCUUCCGCGCCAGGAACAAUAUCCAAAGGUCCUGUUGUCUUCAAGAAUGCUGAAGCUGCAGAAGACAGCUCGGCCAAGAAGCCACAAAUAGAUCCUGCUGCGCUCCGUUUCCAGCCUACGAAGAGACCACAAUUGUCGCAAAAGCCCAAACCAAAAUCUACCUUUCCAAAGCAGCCCCUUUCAGACAACUCGAAUCAGAGGAGUGUCCCGCCGCAAGCUACACCUACUGUAAAUAUUGCACGACCAGCUGCGAAGACUACCCUCGCGGAUUGGACAGGUGGAGACGACGAGGACGUGAAUGGAUUCUAUGCGGGAGAAAAGAGGCAACGAGGUGGCCGGAAGAAGAGAAAGAACAAGCACAGGGAAGAGCAUGUUGCUGUGCAAGAUUGGGAUGAUAUCUAUGACCCAGCACGGCCAAACAGCUAUGAGGAGUAUAAGAACAGUGACGAGAAGAUAAGAGAGGUUAGGGAAUGGAAGGACAGACUAUAUGCCCAUAGAAUGGCCAGAAAGUCACCUAGUGAGAAGGAUAGCGACGAAGAAGACUUUCGUCCUCAGAUGGGGCAAUUUGCACCACCAGGGCAGUUUGCACCACCUUCCAGCUACUCCUUUGCACCUCCUCCUAUGGACUCUCCGCCGAAAGCUCAACUCGAGAACGAUUCUCCUAGGAUACUGGAAGAUAUACCACCACCUCCUCCGCCACUUGAUAAUCUACCACCGCCCUCUGCGCCCUCACAACCUGUCCCAGAAGCAUCAAUAUCUCGUGCUCCAGUGCGCUACAACCUCCCGCCAGCACCAAGCGAUAUCCCUAGUUCAGAAGCAGAACUAGAGAAAGCACUGGCUGAAGAAGACGAUGAAGAUGACGAAGCUGCCGAGGAAACUCCACGAUCACUUCGACCUGGUCAGAAAGGCUUCGCUGAACGGCUUAUGUCGAAAUAUGGAUGGAGCAAAGGCAAAGGUCUGGGUGCUGAUGGGUCUGGUAUCGUCAAUCCACUCCGAGUACAGCUUGAGAAGCGAAAGAAAAAGUCAGAUGCAGAGGGAGGUGGGUUCAGAGAUCCUGGUGGUCGUGGUAAGAUCAUUGGUGGGAAGAAGAACGUACCAGAAAAGGAGUCGGAUACUGGCAAGUUUGGACCUAUGUCGGAAGUCAUUGUGCUUCGAGGCAUGGUUGAUGGCAUGAAUCUUGACGAGGAAGUCGAGGGCGAUGGCGAUGGUGGUAUCAUGCAAGAAAUUGGGGACGAAUGUGCUGAAAAAUAUGGGCGAGUUGAAAGAGUCUAUAUUGAUCGACAUGGAGCUGCUCCAAAGGUUUUCGUCAAAUUUACCAGUCAGCUGUCAGCUUUGAGGGCUGUGAAUGCUCUCGAAGGACGAAUAUUCAAUGGGAAUACCAUAUCUGCACUCUUCUACGAGGCGGAGAGAUUUGAGCAGGGAGUCUACGAGUAAUAGUUUCUGUAGCUCGAAAAAUUUACAUCGUUUUACGGACACUGCCAGUUGCUACAUAUAUCUUUUGCUACUUCGCCUC